Macadamia integrifolia is the source of this 2055-nucleotide messenger RNA. RefSeq names its product F-box/LRR-repeat protein At4g14103-like. Gene Ontology annotation, molecular function: protein binding. Lineage: Eukaryota; Viridiplantae; Streptophyta; Magnoliopsida; Proteales; Proteaceae. The record is from RefSeq and is a predicted model, not a curated record. Bases 271 to 1827 code for a protein of 518 amino acids. The transcript is spliced from 4 exons.
CCUAGCAAAAAAAUUUCGAUUAUUUUCCCGAAUUUAGGGUUAUUUUUUCCAAUCAAAAGGCACCCAAAGGAAACCUUAAAUCCCAGUUCUGCAUUUUGAUAAUGGAGUCAUUUCGAUCGAAAGCAUAAACAUGAGGCACUGACCUAUGUCCACUCUGGUAAAUGCACUUCCAGCCUGUCUAUUACUAUCUCAAAACAUCACCAUUUUUAUUUACUGAACUCAGAAGUUGAAAUCUAUCAGGCAGUUGUCUGUUGGAAAUUCCAGCAAAAAAUGGGAGUUGGGGACCAAGUGGAGGUGGGAGCUAAAAUUCAAAAGUCAUCUGGGAAAAAAGAGAUGGGCAGAAACUAUGAUAGAAUAAGUGAUCUACCUGAUCCAGUUCUUCAGCACAUCCUUUCCUUCCUACCUACCAAGUAUGCAGUGAGUACUAGCAUAUUAUCAAGGAGAUGGCAAUCCUUGUGGACCUAUGUUGACAAGCUAAACUUUGAAGAUGACCUGUUUUAUUCAAUACAAAUGGAUGAAGAUCUAAUGUUUAAGUUCAUGGAUUUUGUGGAUAAUGUCCUGGUUGUUAACAAUAUGUUAAAUAUAGAGAAGCUCCGUCUUUUGGGUGGUGAUUGUAAUGCAGAUCGCAUUGAUUCAUGGAUCCAGGCUGCAAUAAAACGUGAGAUCAAAGAGCUUGAUAUGUUCAUCUGUCCUAAGGUUCCUUUUGAGUUUCCUAGUUGCUUAUUUAGUUGCGAGUCAUUAACAGUGUUGAAAAUCAAUUUGGCAUGUUCUGAUCUCAAGCUCCCAACUUCAAUUUUUCUUCCUAACCUUAAAACCAUGCGUCUUGAUUGUGUUAUAUUUUCAGAUGAAAAUUUGACCCAUAAUUUCUUUCGUAACUGUCCGACCUUGGAAAACUUGAUCAUGAAAAAAUGUGGAUUGCGGGAUCUUAAGGUCCUCCACAUUUCUGCUCCUAGACUGAAAUUCUUGACAGUUGAAUGUGGUUGUGGUGGACAAAAAAGUUUAAGUCACUGUGAGAUCAAGGUUUCAACCAGAGAUCUUGUAUCACUUAGGUACUAUGAUGGUGUUGCCAUUGGCUAUUCAUUGGAGAAUCCACACUUGGUUGAUGCAUGUAUUCGCUUGUGGCCUACUCGCCAUUCACUGAGGGUAUUCUGGAACACAGUAGGUUACAGUGCAAUUAAUCUUCUUAAAGGGGUUUCUCAUGCAAAAGUUCUGAAGUUGUCUGGUAGGAACAGCAACACCAUUGAGAUUCUUUCUCCAGUGCAUGAUUUGUUGGAUCAUCUGCCUACCUUUUACAAUCUCAGAUCUUUGAAGCUGACCGCGGGGUGUUGCACAAGGCAUCUUUCAGUUAUAGUCUGCUUGCUCCAAAGUGCUCCUAAUCUUGAAUACCUCAAAGUAAAAAUUGAUGAGGAAAAGUCCAAAGGUCGGGAAUGUUGGGAACCAGAGAAAUUGGGUAUCAAUUUUCUCUGUGAUCAUCUCAAGGUGAUUGACAUCAAGGGGUUUGGGGGAAGGGAGAACGAACUGGAGCUAGUGAAAUUUUUGCUAGAAAAUUCCAAGAGUUUGGAGAAGAUAAUGCUUGUUGCUUCUGUAGGAUUGUCCGAUGACUCUUGGAAGCAACUAGAGGCUAAACGAAAGCUUCUAACGUUCCCGCGAGCAUCAGAUUUUUGUGAAAUUGAGUUCAAAACCUUGACGCGUGAACUUGAUUACACUGAGCUGCCUAUUUGUGAGUAUGGUUUGUAUGGUCGGCAGAUGAAGAAUUCCUUUUUAAUGCCUCUAAUGAGAAAGCCUUUCCUGUAUGACUUGGAUGAAUGGCGCCCGUUGCCCAGGUAGCAUGGUACUGAUUCGCAGACUUGUUUUGAUUUACAGUAGUGCAUUAAUAGCAACAUCGUCGGUGCUAUAUCUUCCUUAAUGGAAGCACUAGCUGCUUAGAUGGGACUGCAAAUAGAUUAUUUUUUAAGAGUGAUCUGUUAGAAAUGCCAAUGCUUUUUUCAAAAUCAAAUUGUAUCAACAUGGACAUAACCCUAUUUCUGUAUGGCUGGAACAGGAAAUUGAAGCUCA